CAUAAGGUCAAUACUCACACAUACUGCGAACAAACUGUCAUUAAUACGCUAGCUUUUCCGUGAGUCAAGGGUGUUGCAGCGCUCCUCAGACUUGCAACGCAACUUGCAAAUCCAUCGCUUCUACCUGAGUUGUCAUACACACACGAUUCCACCGACUAGCGCAGCCACAACCGCAGUCGUUUUCUUCCGGGAGUUUCACCCAUGCAGACGCAGCUCGCUCAACGACAGGCAGCAGGCCUGAAGGCGCCGCUGCGCUUCUGCUAUGUCGUUCCAGCUGCACGGAGUCGACGCGUGACGCUUUGUCGCGCGUUUGCGGAGAACGGAAACGGCGAAGCCAAAAAGGAGAAGCCUCAUAUUCACACCAGGCUUGCCAUAAUUGGUGGCGGCCCCGCGGCACACACCGCCGCUAUCUAUGCGGGCCGCGCUGAGCUGGAGCCCAUUCUGUUCGAGGGCUGGAUGGCUGCUGGCAUCGCGCCCGGCGGCCAGCUGACCACCACCUCCUUCGUGGAGAACUUCCCGGGCUUUGUGGAGCCCAUCAUGGGCUACGAGCUGACGGACAAGUUCAGGGCCCAGAGCGUGCGGUACGGCACCAAGAUCUACACGGAGACGGUCACCUCCAUUGACCUGCUGGUCAACAGCCCGGCCGGCCACACCGCGCUGCCCCCGGGUCUGUACGGUGCCGGCAGCAGCGCCAGCAGCCGCAGCUCCAUGGAGGACGUGGCGGCGCCGCCGCCGCCCGUGCUGGAGCCGUUGGCGGGGCGGGAGCACAAGCCGUUCGUGCUGCACACGCCGGAGCGCGUGGUGACGGCGGAUGCGGUCAUCAUCGCGACGGGCGCCAGCGCCAAGCGGCUGCGCUUCCCGGGCAGCGGCGACGAGGCGGAGGGCGGCUUCUGGAACCGCGGCAUCAGCGCCUGCGCCAUCUGUGACGGCUCCUCGCCGCUCAUCAGGAACAAGCCCGUGGCUGUUAUCGGCGGCGGCGACAGCGCUAUGGAGGAGGCCCUGUUCCUCACCAAAUACGCGAGCAGGGUGUAUGUCAUCCACCGCUUCAACUACCUGGAGGCGUCCAAGGCCAUGGCGCGGCGUGUGCUGGCCAACCCCAAGAUCGAGGUGCUGUGGUGCACCGAGGUCAAGGAGGCGCACGGCAACGAGCAGGGCAACCUGGGCUCUAUCACCAUCUCCCGCUCGCUGACUCCGGGCGGCGCGGUGGUGUCCACUGGCCUGGUCCCCGGCAUGAACCCAGUCAUGGCGGCGCCCGCCAAUGACGGCAAGCAGCCGUCGGUGACGCUGCAGCAGAUUGAGGUGAACGGGCUGUUCUUCGCAAUCGGGCACAAGCCGGCCACGGAGGUCUUUAAGGGGCAAGUGGAGCUCGACGAGUACGGCUAUGUGGUGUGCGCGCCAGGCACCUGCUCCACCUCUGUCCCCGGCGUGUUCGCUGCGGGCGAUGUGAUGGACUACAAGUACCGCCAGGCCAUUGUGGCGGCCGGCCGCGGCUGCAUGGCGGCGCUGGAGGCGGAGCGGUACCUGCAGGCGAUGGAGGGCGGCGCCAGCUCCGUGGCUGCGGCUGGCCUGGCCUCCGACCUGGUGCACACACACACGCAGUCCUACUCGGAAACCGCCAGCGCCCCUGUGGGUGCCGGCGCGGGCCGCGGACAGCCCACCGCGCGCUUCGACUUCGGAUCCACAGCCACCGACCUCGACCCCGAGCGCGUGUCCACCUCGGGCGGCGCCUAAGCGCGCGGGUGGUGGGGUUGGCGGCUGGCAGGCGGGGGUCCCUGUCGAGAUGGGGCCGCGCGGCGCGAUCGCGCUGGCAAGGCUGUGCUUGACUGGGUGUGGGUGUGCGUGGCGCGGUAUCUAACUCCGUGGCGGGCUUUAUUACAGGCAGCUUUGACGCUUUCAUGGUAGUUGAUCGUGGGCGCUUGGUGCAUCUUCUUUGGUUGAGAAUAGGCGCCGGCGUCAUGCAGCAAUGUGCGUGCGCACGCGCUCGCGCAGCCGCGACCGACUUGUCGUCAUCCUAACUUUCAUUUGGUCAGGAGGCUGGGGAGGGACUGGCGCACGAAGCAUAUUUGCUCGUGAGCCGCUUGGGCGGCAGCACGUAUGGGGCAUGUGAUGUAGACAUGCGGUGCGUGUGGCUGGGGCUUCUUGUACUGUGUGCAGCAUGGCAUGUGUGUGUAGCCUUUAAUUUGCGAGGUUUGUAACCUUGCUUGGAGAAACUCAGGAAGAUCUUGACAUUGCUGAUAGCUUUGCACUGUAUUGUUCCCGCUCAGCCUGUUGCGGCGUGUGGAACCUGGCUGCGUGUUUGGUUUUAUGCGUCGUGUGACCUAAGCUACAUCCCUUGGGUGCUAUGUGUAUAGUGUUUCUCGCAAGAAUAAUGUGUACGUUCUUCGGUAUGGUGGUGACGUGCAAACAAUAUCAAAGCAAGAGCACGUGCAGGCUUGCAGAGCCGGGAAGACUGCGCAUGUGGCUUCUGCAGGUCAGGUUGAUGGUGGAUUGUGGCGUAGUAAAGUGUGGUAGUCAUUUUAGGCACUCGCAGGGACAAGGGGGCCCAGACAAGUGAAGAGAGUGUAGAUGCACACAGCGGCUUGGGCCAGCAGACGGUUGGGGUAGGAGUUAGGUACCCCUGGGUAGCUCAGAGCAUCUCCACAGGUGUAGAUGUCAGCCAACAACCAUUAAGUGACGCCUUAACUGAUGACGUGAUCCGUUGAUUGUUGGGGUCUGGGCACUACAGGACUACGCUGCACACUACGGAACUACGCCAAGCACCUGCACCUUCCUCUGCCCCAUACUCCCAUCGCGCCCUCACGCGCUCCCGACUCA
Molecule: messenger RNA, 2814 nt
Organism: Chlamydomonas reinhardtii
Lineage: Eukaryota; Viridiplantae; Chlorophyta; Chlorophyceae; Chlamydomonadales; Chlamydomonadaceae
Exons: 11
Coding region: 202-1731 (509 amino acids)
Molecular function (GO): oxidoreductase activity
Source: RefSeq, a predicted model, not a curated record